This is a messenger RNA of Scophthalmus maximus (turbot), 3883 nucleotides long. It is a transcript of the gene dhx35, whose product is annotated as DEAH-box helicase 35. Gene Ontology annotation, molecular function: ATP binding; RNA binding. The transcript is spliced from 21 exons. NCBI's taxonomy places the organism in Eukaryota, Metazoa, Chordata, Actinopteri, Pleuronectiformes, Scophthalmidae. Bases 101 to 2200 code for a protein of 699 amino acids. The record is from RefSeq and is a predicted model, not a curated record. Gene Ontology annotation, cellular component: intracellular anatomical structure; catalytic step 2 spliceosome.
GCGAUUCCAACGAACCGACGUCGAGCGUGUGAGUGACGUCAUCCGCACACAAAAAAAGGGAAGAGGGAAAAAAAAAAAAACAUGUGACGUAGAGGGCAAGAUGGCGGCUCCCCUCUCCACGAUGAAAUUUUGGAAGCCGGGGUCUGAGGCCCCGGGGAUCUCCGAGGAGCGGGAGCUCAACACCGAGACCACCGGCUCCCCCAUCAUCUUCAACCCGCACACCGCGCUCUCCAUAGAGAAGCAGCGACAGAAGCUGCCCGUGUUCAAGCACAGAAACAACAUCUUGUACUUGGUGGAGAGCUUUCAGACUGUCAUCGUAGUUGGUGAGACCGGAUGUGGGAAGACAACACAGAUACCUCAGUACCUGCUGGAAGCUGGCUGGGCAGCGGAGGGGAAGGUGAUCGGAGUGACGCAGCCCCGACGCGUGGCCGCUAUCUCUGUUGCUAACCGUGUUGCAGAGGAGCGGGGGGCCCUGUUGGGACAUGAGGUGGGCUACACCAUCCGAUUUGAUGACUGCUCUGAUCCUCACGCGACAAGGAUCAAGUUCCUUACAGAUGGCAUGCUGGUGCGAGAGAUGAUGGCCGAUCCUCUUUUGAAAAAAUACAGUGUGUUGAUUCUAGAUGAAGCGCACGAAAGAACCUUGUACACAGACAUAGCUAUUGGUCUACUAAAGAAGAUUCAGAAGAAGCGGCGAGACCUGCGGCUGAUUGUGGCCUCUGCCACUCUGGAUGCCAAGAAAUUCCACGACUUCUUCAACCUGAAUGAGUCCGGGGAUCCUAACAAGGACACAUGUGGUAUUCUGACAGUGGAGGGACGCACCUUUCCAGUGGACGUUUUCUACACCGUCAGUCCGGUCCCAGACUAUGUGAAGGCCACGGUGGAAACGGUGCUGAAGAUCCAUGAGACAGAGGAUGAUGGAGACGUCCUGGCUUUUCUUACCGGACAGGAAGAGGUAGAGAAAGUGGUGUCCCUCCUGCAGGACCAGGCGAGGUCUCUGUCACGAUAUGGCAUGAAGAAACACCUGAGAAUUUUGCCCAUGUAUUCUGGUCUACCAUAUGCGGAUCAGAUGAAGGUCUUUGAGAGGCCACCUUCCUCCGUUCGCAAGGUUGUGGUGGCUACUAACAUAGCGGAGACCUCUAUCACUAUAAAUGGAGUCGUGUUCGUCAUCGACUGUGCAUUUGUGAAGCUGCGAGCCUACAAUCCCUCCACUGCCAUCGAAUCGCUGGUGGUCACCCCCAUCUCCAAAGCCUCAGCCAGUCAGAGGGCUGGGAGAGCCGGGCGAAACCGACCUGGGAAAUGCUUUAGACUUUACACAGAGGAGGACUUUGAGAAACUGCCUGCAUCUACUGUGCCAGAGAUGCAGCGCACCAAUUUGGCCCCUGUCAUCCUGCAGCUCAAAGCAUUAGGCAUCGACAAUGUGCUGCGGUUCAGCUUCCUAUCUCCUCCUCCAGCUCAGACCAUGGUUCAAGCUCUGGAACUGCUCUACGCUCUGGGAGGUCUGGACCAUUACGGCCGUUUGACUGAUCCCACGGGUGUGCGCAUGGCAGAGUUUCCUCUCAGCCCCAUGUUUGCGAAGAUGCUCCUCGAGUCAGGGAACUUUGGUUGCUCCAAAGAGAUCGUUACCAUAGCAGCGAUGAUGCAGAUUCAGAAUAUAUUUGUCGUGCCGCCCAAUCAGAAGAAAGCUGCGGCCCGCGAGCACAGGAAAUUUGCUGUCGCUGAGGGAGACCACCUCACCAUGCUGAAUGUGUUUGAAGCCUUCAUUAAGCACCAGAAGAGCUCCCAGUGGUGUCAGGAACAUUUUCUCAAUUACAAGGGUCUGCUGCGGGCCGUCACUGUACGAGAGCAGCUCCGGCGCCUCAUGAACAAGUUUAAGGUGCCACGGACGUCGAGUGAAGGCGACCCCGAUGUGAUCCUAAAGUGCAUUGUAUCUGGGUUUUUCGCUAAUGCAGCGCGCGUUCACCAUUCUGGUUCCUACAGGACUUUACGAGAUGAUCGUGAGCUUCACAUCCACCCCAACUCUGUGCUUUUCGGAGAGAAACCUCCAAAAUGGGUUGUCUUCAAUGAAGUGGUGCAGACGGCAAAGUACUACAUGCGCGAUGUGACUGCUGUUGAGUCGUCCUGGUUGGUUGAGUUGGCCCCUCACUUUUACAAGCAGGCUAAGCAUGGUUCACUGGCCAGCAAGAGAUCCCGGGUGCUGUAAAUCUACUCAUCAUGUCACCACAAUAAGACAUCAACACUCACUGAACGAAAUGGGGGGGGGGGGAAAUCCCUCUCAAGUUGCCACUGUGCCCCUCUCCAUUUCAUUGUAUAUAAAUAUGUAAAUUUAUUUCCCACGUCCACCUGCACAACUCCUCCACACCAUGUGGCCAUGCAAGAAUGGUAUUAAGUAGAUAUAUUUUUUAGUACUGAUAACACACGUGAUCAUAUUCAUUUGAAAGUGUGUAGUCCUGCUCUUCGGCAGAGAUGUAGUUUAUAUUUGAGAGUAUAUGAUGAUGAAUGUGCUGAGAUGAGUCCAGGCUGUGCCUGACGUGUGUUUGUUCCAGCAUGGCCAUGCAGUUCAUUCAUACUUGUACAUAGUCGGAGCAUCCGGAGGUCCAGGGAACAACUCCUGUGCCAGAGGCCUGUCCAUACCUGGUUCUAGGCUUCCUUAUUUUUUUUAAUUGCUCUAUCUCUUUUUCAGGUUGUAUCAUAAAUGAUGAAAGAUGAUGGGGGUGUUUCCCUGUGAGAGACUUCUGCUUUAGUUUUUUAUCUGUUGGGUCAUUUGCUCUCCCCACAGCCUGGGUGCUUUUGUUUUUAAAUGGUUCACUUAAACUCCAAUUUAGUUUUGAUCUCUUAAACUUUUCUGUAUCUCCUUUUCAGACUUAGGGUCAACUUUCAGUCAACUUUCAGAGCUUAUUAGAAAUAAUAAUACUGUGAAAGUUCUGCUUUACUUUUGGACCCUCGUUUCUGUUCUGUAACUACCGUCUAGCUCAGACGUAGUGGCCUUGUCACCACUCUGUGCCACUUUGCUUUUAUCAGCCUAUUAAACAUUUCAUUUCCCGGUGGAAUGUGUAAACACACCCACGCAUUGUAAAUGAAAAGCUGUGAAAUCAAAACUAAAAAAAUGAAGUGCCAUUUCUUGCUGUGACGACAAAGUGCAUUCAGACGUGUAUCCAGAGCCUCAAAGAAACGGUAGCAUUUAUGUCUUGGAUCAUUGUGAUGGCCUCUUAUAGUUUGUCUCACUUCUGAGCAAGGCCUUACUGUGUUACCGACAGCAUCUUCUUCCUGGCGUUCUGUAGAAAUGCUUUGUGAUUUUCAUUCCAUGUACACUGCACGUGGCCUACAUUUCUGUUUUGGUCUUCAGUUGUACUUUAUGGUUUUGUUCGUCUUCAGAGGUAUUUUGCCCCGAAAGUGUCAGAGAGCAGUGUUAAAGGUUUGUCAUUUUACUCUGCUGGGAUGUACUUUCAAACCAGUGAGGUCACUUGUCACCCAAUUUUACUUCUGCCUGCAUGGUCUUUUUGUGGAACUUGUUCUUGAGGUCACAAGUGUAGAUUCAGUGAACCUUUAAUCAAACCACACAAACACAGAACAACACAUAACACACCAUAAAGUAGAUCGGUAAACCACCUCUAAUUAGAUGGAUAAACAAAAUGUACCAAAAAAUACCAUUGCAUGCUAAACGGUACUCUGAUGUAGACCUGUACUCUCGAACAACUCGUAGACUUAACUGCAGAUGAAAACAUUUGCGACGGUAACUUGUUUAUUCUCACUUGUGCUGAUACUUGUGCAGCCAAAGCUGUAAUCUGUAGACCUGUGUGAUUGGUCACCUCUUGAGAAAAAGAAAAAAAAAACGUCACCUGGCAUUUCUUCCUCACACCCUCAAAUAAAGCCUUAUUGUCAUGCA